Messenger RNA from Drosophila subobscura, 840 nucleotides. RefSeq lists its product as uncharacterized. The record is from RefSeq and is a predicted model, not a curated record. Lineage: Eukaryota; Metazoa; Arthropoda; Insecta; Diptera; Drosophilidae. The coding region runs from base 46 to 750 and encodes 234 amino acids. The transcript has a single exon.
AGCGACAACAGUCUAGGACGCCCUCUUCAAGCGUAUAGUCACAAGAUGGGUUCGAGGCAACUUUGUUUGGGUUGUCUGCUACUCACUUUGAGCUUUGCCGUGCACACAGCAUCGCAGGCGGUUCCACAGUUGCCAGCUGAACCAGCACGCAUCUGCAAGGCCACACAAAUUCUGACCGAGAACAAAGGCUGUGUCGACCGGGAGACGUACCUGGAUCGCGUCCUCAUGCGCACCUGGGUGGCCGAGGAUCUCGACACUGCUAAGAAGGCCGCUGGGAUAGGCAAAACCGUUCGCUGCAAGCCUGAGGAGAUUCUAACGGCAACGGGCUGCACCGCUCAGACGGAGGCACCUCGUCUGGCCAGGGUCAACCGGGCGCAGAUUUCCCACAGCAAACUGCAAGGGGAGCAAGUGGUCAAGUCGGAUGCGGGCGGGGGCGCCGACAGCGCCGGCUCUCCGGAGGUGGCCGAGAAGAAGCUUCAGGCCAGGACGCAGUUUGAUCGGCCAAAGAUCUUGGGUCACAAUCGUAAGCGUAAAUUCGUCUUCCUGCCGGGCAGACAGCUUGAGAGCGGGCGAAAAUGCCGUCCCUACGAGGUGCUCGCCAAAGACAAUCGCUGCAUUCGCAAGCUCGUCCACAAGCCGACUGGCAAAGUCGAGCACAAGGAUCACGAGUACGGCCUUCAGCGGCGACAUCGUCACGGGCCGGUUUAUUCUAAUUCGGUUUAUGGGCCUGGUAACUUAUUGAGGCAGUGAAAAUUCAUUGCUCACAUCUUGCCACACAUUUAAUGGGCUCUUCUCUGCUUGUCUAACCCUUGGCUAAUUUAAUUAAAUUUUAUAUUGUGA